AUGGAUGUCAAAUGUCAUCAUUGCGGGGCGUUGCACUGGAUGGCAGAAAAACUCACAAAUUCGUCUUUAAUAAACCCGAAAUUUGGAACAUGUUGUCUCCAAGGAAAAGUUCUCCUACCGUUACUGCGUGAACCACCUAUAGCAUUCAGAGAAUUUUUUGACGGAACCAACGCCGAAUCAGUAUCUUUUCGGACAUAUAUUCGAGAGUAUAAUGCGGCAAAUGCAUUUACUAGCCUUGGAUGCAAACUAGAUACAAGAGCUUUGAAAGGGAGAGGUCCGAGACCUUUCUCAAUACAUGGGGAGUUGAGACAUUUAACCGGCGGUGUUUUACCAGCUCCGUGGACUGAGAGGAGGGCGGUUUACUCCCAACUGUACAUCUAUGAUCCAGCUUUUGCAUUGUUUGUCCGUGGAGAACGAAAUCCUGAGUUAAAUAUGAAUGUCCUACAGACAAUUCAGAAUGCUAUGCUCCAAUUCAAUGUUUUUUAUACCAAGUAUCGUCAGGCUUAUGCAAUUUUGGACCAGAUGAGCCCGAUCGACCAGAAUAUCAGAGUUUCCCUUCAAUAUAACAAGUCAACCGAUAUUAGGCGUUAUAAUCUUCCGACAGCAGAUGAGAUUGCGGUUAUCGUUCCAGAAAUAACUUAUAAGGAGACUGGGGUGCGAGAUAUUAUAUUGCAUUUGAGAGAAAACAACGGGUUGAAACAAAUUUCGGAGUGUCAUCCGGCGUACUUGCCUUUACAUUAUGUUUUACUAUUUCCUUUUGGUGAGCUGGGAUGGUCACCGACAAUGAGGCAGUGGGAUGCAGUCACCCAAACAUAUACGAAAACCAAAUUAUCUCAAAUGGAGUAUUACAGUUACCGCAUAUUUGAACGCACCGAAGAAUAUUCCACCAUCUUAAGAGCCGGAAAACUAUUUCAAGAGUUCUUAGUUGAUGCAUGGGAAGCGACAGAGCAGAGUAAGUUGGCAUGGCUCAAAUUCAACCAACCAACUUUGCGUUCUGACCAAUACAGUUGCAUUGCUGAUAUGACAAAUGCCGAUUUGAAUCCAGGUGAUAGAGGUAAUCCUGUUAUUUUACCAUAUUCACACACUGGUAGCGGAAGGCAUAUGCACGAGAUAUAUCAGGAUUCGAUGGCUAUUACACGUUUUCACCACCAUCCAGACAUUUUUCUUACAAUGACUGCAAACCCAAAUUGGCCAGAAAUAAGAAAUGCACUUAUUAGCAAUCAGAGUGUCACUGAUCGUCCUGAUUUGGUGGCUCGAGUUUUUGAGCUGAAAAGAAAAGCAUUGAUGAAAGAAAUAAAGGAAAAAAAGGUGUUCGACACGGUUGUCUCCCAUGUUUAUACAAUCGAGUUUCAGAAACGUGGGCUACCACAUAUGCAUGCUCUUAUAUUUUUAAAAGAUUCGGAAAAAAUUCGUACGGCAGACAUGGUUGAUAGAUUUGUUUCUGCUGAAUUUCCUGAUGAGAAAAAUGACCCAAUACUAUUUGACGCCGUAAGCAAAUGUAUGGUUCAUGGUCCAUGUGGAGAACGAGAUCCAGGUGCAGCAUGUAUGUCAAAAGGAAAAUGUACGAAAGGAUAUCCAAAUAAGUACACUGACACAACAACUUUGGACGAGGGUGGGUAUCCCAGUUAUCGUUGUCGUCGGGAUGUAAUAAAAGUAACUGUCAGAAACAACAAAAAGGCGUAUAAUAUAGAUGUUGUACCCUAUAACCCGCAUCUCUCAAGAAUGUUCAAUUGCCACAUCAAUGUUGAAAUAUGUGCAGGCAUAAGAGCUGUAAAAUAUAUUAAAAAAUACAUUCAUAAAUGGGGUGACCGAGCUACGAUGGUUUUGAGAGAACAUGACGAGAUUCAACAAUAUAUUGAUGCAAGGUACAUUGGACCACCUGAGGUUGUAUGGCGUUUACUUGAGUACCACUUGCAUGAAGAAUAUCCUGAUGUACAGCGGUUGGCAGUUCAUUUACAGAAUAAGCAACGGGUUGUUUACAACGCAAGGAAAUCAAUGAACUCGGUUAUACGAACAACACAAGAACAUAAGACGACUUUGAUGGGUUAUUUUGAAUAUUAUGAUAAAAAUCCUACUGCCCCGACCUAUACUUAUAAAAAGUUCCAGCAACACUUUGUAUGA
Messenger RNA from Papaver somniferum (opium poppy), 2121 nucleotides. RefSeq lists its product as uncharacterized. The coding region runs from base 1 to 2121 and encodes 706 amino acids. The record is from RefSeq and is a predicted model, not a curated record. NCBI's taxonomy places the organism in Eukaryota, Viridiplantae, Streptophyta, Magnoliopsida, Ranunculales, Papaveraceae. The transcript has a single exon.